AAAUAGUAAAUACAAUGGAAAUUUCCUAACUUUGGUGGAAUGAGUCCGAAAAUCUUGUAAAAUACUGUUAGAGGAAGCCGCCUUUUUCUUUUUGGCGAUGAUGGCACAUGGGUGGCACAGUUCAGUGCCGUCUUCUGUAGGGCUGUCACUAUAAAUAUGAUGGUUUGUGAAGCAAUUUUGGUUCACCUCACCUCACCUACUGCAGAUCUUCUCUACUGGGGCUUUCUUUUUCUGCUAGUCUUGUCCUUGUCUUUCAACUGGGUCUUUCUUUGUUUCGAUUUCUUGUUUUUGGAGUCGGUUUUGUUUGUUGGGUUGAAAAAGAAGGAAAGAUAUAUAUAAUGGAGGGUAAGAAGAAGGGGUGUUCACCUUCCUCAUUCACUGCUGAUCUUUUUGGUGCCAAGGAGUCGUCACCAUCAUCGUCGGUGGGAUCUUUUGCGUCCAUUUUUCCGCCUCCAUCAGCGGUGGUUGGGAAGAACUCCCCGAGCACUGAGGUAACAGGAUCUUGGCAAAAACAAAAUCCAGAAAUUCAAACAUGGAACAUGAAACAAGGGACUCCAGCUGUCAGUAGCGGGGGUGCGUGCAGUAGCAUUCCCAACAAGGACAGGAGUUCAAUUUUCCAAGAAGAUAGAGUGGAACCAUGUCAUCUAAGUUCAUCUCUUUAUUAUGGUGGGCAAGACAUCUAUUCCCAGUCCCCAAGUACCCAAACCUCUGGAUACCCUCUAUUCAAGGAACAUGGGGCAGAAGAUGAAAAUGGAAACAGUGCGUCUCGAGGAAAUUGGUGGCAAGGUUCACUUUAUUACUAGGGCCUUGCCUUCCCGGGCAUAAGAAUUCUCCAUCUGUUUUCAAGGAGUUUGUGGAGCCUGGUGAUAUGCAGGCAGAUAUGCAGUAUAAUUAAGUAGCGAAUGUAGUUAAAAAAGAAAAAAAAAAAAAAAAAAAAAGAGUGGUCAAUGUAGUUGAACAAUGUUUAUGUGCUCUUUUUAAGCUGUAAUUACGAUAAAAGAUGGAGAAAAGGGCCUUGAGUUGUUUCCACAUGUGCCAAUAUAAAUGCUUGAAGUUUCACCCAUGGAUUUUUAUGCAAUUAUGCCUAAUAUCCAGUGGCUGAUAUCUUUCAAUUUGCGUUC
This is a messenger RNA of Alnus glutinosa, 1121 nucleotides long. RefSeq lists its product as uncharacterized. The transcript is spliced from 6 exons. The record is from RefSeq and is a predicted model, not a curated record. Bases 339 to 803 code for a protein of 154 amino acids. NCBI's taxonomy places the organism in Eukaryota, Viridiplantae, Streptophyta, Magnoliopsida, Fagales, Betulaceae.